Messenger RNA from Podospora pseudocomata, 1635 nucleotides. RefSeq lists its product as uncharacterized. Gene Ontology annotation, biological process: aspartyl-tRNA aminoacylation. Gene Ontology annotation, cellular component: cytosol; cytoplasm; aminoacyl-tRNA synthetase multienzyme complex. Lineage: Eukaryota; Fungi; Ascomycota; Sordariomycetes; Sordariales; Podosporaceae. The record is from RefSeq and is a predicted model, not a curated record. Gene Ontology annotation, molecular function: aspartate-tRNA ligase activity; RNA binding; ATP binding.
AUGGACGAAGCUGCGCCUCCAUCCAAAAAGGCGGCGAAAAAGGCCGAAGCCAAGGCCAGAAAGGAGGCAUUGAAGGCACAGCGCGCCGAUGCACGCCAGGCACCUUCCUCUGCUGUCGAACUUGAUGACCCUGCCAAGGGCUUUUAUGGACAAGCUCCUACCACGCCCAUCGUCUUUUCGUCCAGUGCCGAAGACAUCAGUCUUCGGAACUUUAGCAAUGGAAAUGUAGAAGGCAAAACUAUCAUUCUCAGAGCAUGGCUCCAAACCUCCCGGACUCAGAGUGCCAAGAUGGCCUUUGUUGAACUACGGGAAGAAGGCAACUGGACGAUCCAGGGUGUCGCGACGGCCACAUCGGAGCCCCCGAGCAGGAGUCACCCAUCCCGACCGAUGGUGAGGUGGAUCGCUGGAAUCAACCCUGAGAGCUUCGUGGUGGUUGAGUCCGAGGUACAGCGACCGAUCGAACCUGUCAAGCGCUGCCGGGUGUCGAACUUUGAGCUUCGGAUCACAAGAUGCUAUUUGCUGGCACCAGCGCCGGCAAUUCUGGGCAUGACACUGGCCGCCGCCAACCGACCAGUUGUUGACUUCGAUGAUGAAGCUAUCGGGGCCAAAGCUGGUGUCAAAGAGGAAGAAGAGACCGAUAAGAAGGGGCCCCCAGCCGCAAGUAUGCUUGUGCAUUUGGACAAUAUCGCCAUGCACAAACGAGCUCCGGUUCAACAGGCCAUUGCGGAAUUCGAACCACCCUCUCUGAUUGGCGCAGCAUCUGAAGGUGGCAGCAAUGUUUUCCGUAUGCCGUACUUUGCCCAGGAGGCCUUCCUUGCUCAGUCGCCGCAGUUCUACAAACAAUUCGAGAUUGCUGGGGGGAGAAAACGCGUGUUCAGCAUCGCACCAGUUUUCCGCGCCGAGAAUUCCAACACUCCCCGCCACAUGACUGAAUUUACGGGGCUCGAUCUCGAAAUGGAAAUUCGUAAUGACUACAGCGAGGUUCUAUAUCUUCUGGAAGGGGUUCUUCUUUAUAUAUUCCGCCAAGUCUACCGGAUUUUCAAGGACGAGAUUGAACUCGUCCGCUCCGUCUACCCGUCUAGCGAGAUACUUUUGCCCGAACCUGGCCAGGAGGUUCGCCUAACGUUUACACAGGCUCAACAACUUCUUCGCGAGGAAGGGCCGGCGGAGUUCCGUCAUGUGCGCGAUGACGAGGAUAUGAGUACACCACAGGAGAAGGCACUCGGCGCCUUGGUGAGGCAGAAGUUCAAUACGGACUUUUACGUCGUCGACAAGUUUCCCGAAACUGCCAGGCCGUUCUAUGCAAAGCUGGACGACACGGCAGCGGAAGGCUCAGCUGAAGGUGCUGUCAAGGUCACGAAUGCGUUCGACAUGUUUCUGCGAGGACAGGAGAUCCUCUCUGGUGGGCAGCGCAUCAACCAUCCGGACGAGCUGGAGGUCCGCAUCAGGGCUAAAGGUAUUGAUCCCGCGAGUCCUGGUAUCGAUGGUUAUGUUCAGGUGUUCCGCCAGGUUGGUGUGCCGCCCCAUGGCGGUGGCGGUAUUGGCCUUGACCGCAUCGUUGCGUGGUACCUGGGCCUUCCGAGCGUUCACCUCGCGGCUUACUAUCCGAGGACUCCGCGAAGACUGUUGCCAUGA